Molecule: messenger RNA, 1071 nt
Organism: Drosophila grimshawi
Lineage: Eukaryota; Metazoa; Arthropoda; Insecta; Diptera; Drosophilidae
Product: trichohyalin
Exons: 4
Coding region: 1-1041 (346 amino acids)
Source: RefSeq, a predicted model, not a curated record
AUGCAACGCGAUGAGGCAACACUAACCGAGAGCUCCAUUGGACGUCUGAAAAUAUCCCUAAUGCUGCCCAGAUUGGCAAAUGAUCUGGAUCGGGUGAUGAACCAGUUGCGAUUCACCUUCUACGAACCGGCCAGAAACCUGUUGAGGAACAUGCUGCAUUUGGAUGUGCUCAAAAUGGAGGAGUUCAAUGCUGAUGUUCUGCACAUCAUCGACUAUUUUCAGCAUCAUUUUGACAUCCACGAAAUGUUUCCCGAGUUGCUCGAAACUCUCUCGAUUCAGGAUCGACAGCUGAUCGAUGCAUUUGAAAAUCUUUUGAAAGUUGCCGAACGACAUUUGAGACGCACUUCCCGAGCCGAAAUCAAUAUGGAACGAAAGCUGCACAUUAUGUUCCAGGAGCGGGAAAGGGUUCAGACACGCAUCGAGUAUUACAGAAAGCAGCUGAGAUCCAAGAAUGCGGUUCUACGCUGGAAACAAGCAGCUAGGCGGAUUAUACUCGAGAACCAGGAGAAUGAUUUGGCCAGCAAAAAGUGGAAGAAUAAUGUGCGCAUCCAGAACGAAAUUGAGAAACGCAGUCGCAUUUUGGGGGAUAAUCACAAGAGCAGCCUGGAGAAACAGGAAGAGCUGAGGCAGGAACUGGACAAAGCACGCCGCGAUUACGAGCUCCUCAUCCAAAAGAAUGCGCAGAGGGAGAAGGAAAUGAGAGCGGAAAAAAACAAAUUACUAAUUCAACUGGAGGGCAUCCUACAAAAGUAUGACAAUAAUAUUGGUGAGAAAUUGCGUGAAAACCUCCAACUGGAGGAUCAGUAUAAAGUGGCCAAGAAGGAGUUGGAUGAUUUCAUGGUCGACUAUCGCGAGGAAGAAGCUAUCUAUAACAGAAUUGUGGUUACCCACGAGCGGGAGGAGCAGCGAAAGCAACAGGAACGCAUUCUCAUCUUUAUGAUGAAUCGGGCUGCGCGAAAGAUACAGAAAUAUUAUCUCAAAUGGCGCCGGGACCAAAAACUCAAAGCUCGCAAAGCUAGAAAAUCGAAGAGGAAGAACUGAGUAAAGUGAAAUAGUACUGAAAAAUCGGAA